AUAUGUACAGUGCGAAUAAUCUCAAUCAUCUGCUCCGCUGCGACCUCAUUGUAUGCAACUGGAUUUAAACAUGACGUUUUAAUGGAACUACUAUGAUAUCACCGGAGCGUGUUGCACCUUUCGAGCUGGUAUUCAGUCUGAAACAACAAGUACACAACGCACUAUAAGAUCCAUCGCACGAUCUCGGGACAGGCUAUUAUUUUGACAAUUAUUGCCACACCUAAAUUACGCAAUGUAUUUACCAUAAACUCCAGCGUACGUCUUGACACACGUCUAUGAAAAUACUCCUUUUCUAACAUAUAGUGUGUGCAUGAAGAUCUUGUGACUGACAGUGACGAUUUCAUCUCUAUUGAACAAAUUUAUGCACAAAGCGUGCUAUAUCAUAAGUGGUAUUCAUGCCUUUUUGUCUAAGAAGUAACGCUACUUGCAAAAUGGAAGAAUAUUCUGUUGCAUCUGAUGUGUCAGUGGUGGAUGUGUAUGACAUUGCAUCAGAAAUAGGCAAGGAGUGUGAAAAACUGAUAGACCUAUUUGGAGUAGAGUCUGUAACCAAUCUUAUGCCAAAGGUGAUAAACGCUUUAGAGUUGCUUGAGAAUCUUGCUACUAAAAAUGAGCGUGAAAAUACUAUGGUACAAGAACUGAGUGCCAAGAUUUCUCAACUGGAGAGUGAUAAGAUUGGAAAAGCAGAGGAUAGGCAACGUUUUGAAAAGGAACUGGAGCAAAUUGAAGAACACUGGAGACAAGAAUCUCGUGAUUUGGUAGCUAUGGUUACUAGAUUACAAGAGGAAAAUAGACGAUUAGCUGAGUCCUUGCAAGAAUCCCGUAGUGAUAGUCAGUACAGCAGUAAACAAACAACUUUCACAGCUAGUCAGGAAGUUGACGUGGCUGUUCUGCAACACUUGAGAUCCAUGAUAGACAAGCAAAGGGAUCAGAUUCGCGCUAGAGACCGGGAAUUGUCGCAGAAAACUACAGAGAUUGAAAAUUUGACUGCGCAAGUAGAGAAGCUCAGUGUAGUUGGGCGAGAACUGAAACGCAAACAACGACAAGCGCAAAUGCAAGCUCGAGGUUUAGUGGAAGAGAGGGCAGACUUUUUAGCUCAGCUGCAAGAUCAAAACCGAGAACUUAUAAAUUUACGGGCUCGGCUUGGCAUGGCUAAGAAAGAGAAUGAAGACUUAACUAAAUUGCAGGGCUGUCCAGAUUUAACAAAUAAGGCAGUUUAUGACUUAGAUGAUCCCGACAGACCGAGAUUUACGACAUCAGAAUUGAAGGAAAUUUUGCAUGAACGAAACGAAUUGAAAGCAAGAGUUUCUGAUCUGGAAGACGAACUGGAGCUAUAUCGACCAAAGCCUGAAAUUCCAGAGGAUGACAAAGACGCACCCGUACAAGGACCGCUUCCUUAUGAGCCAGAUGACGCGCCUUGGAAGAAAUCCUCUGAAUCAGGCAUUCGUAAAUUUUUCCGAAAAAUAUUCUCCGAAUCCAGCAGCAGCUUCCUUGGUGGUAGUAGUCCUAGAAGAAGUCUUUCUAGUCUCUCGAAGAUGGCCCUAUCUGGUAGCAGUACCUGUGAUACGUCUAUAUAAUGCUUUCUUAAAAGCACAUUGGAUAAUUUUAAGCAACUCACGGAGAUCGGAUGAACAAGGAACGAUACUUACAAAUACGCUUUCUGUUCACAUAAUCAUAUUAGAAUUACUAGCGGUAUUACAUAUAUUAUAUAUAUGAUUUUAACAUGUAGACACGGCCCCACACGACAAAAGAAAUAGUCAACGUCAUUGAGACCUGGUUCAUAGUAGAUAGAUGUGCAUGCGAUGUGAACGAACUGAAAACAUUAAAUUUGUAUAAACCUAUAAUGAAAGAAGAAACAUGCAUGUAUAUAUUUGUAUAGUUGUAAAGAAGGGUAAUGUGUAUUUAGCUGCACGAUCUUAGUAUAACACUUCGUCAUUCUCUCCAUUUGAUACUGUCAUAUAAAUUUCAUUGAAAUUGAAUUAACACAUAGAACUCGUGGUGAUGCAUGUAAGAAAGAUAGUGAUACUGAUAGAAAAAACAUUCCCGAUUUCUUCCAAAAUUACUAAGUACGUGUAGUUUUAAAUAUGCAUUAAUGAGGUGUUAAUCGCGUUUAAUGUGAAACAGGUCUUGUUCUAUGCAGACGCCAAAGUUCUUAUUACUAGAUUCUUCGCAGAUUUAUCUCAUCUAUUUUGAUAAUUUAUUUUAUUCUAUUGUUUUUAAUUGUUUUUAAAACGAACCAAGAAUUUACCUUAACUUUAUAAUCGAAUGUAAUUAUUAAAGUAUAUAUAAAUUCCAUAUUAAAAAGA
Odontomachus brunneus is the source of this 2303-nucleotide messenger RNA. RefSeq names its product RILP-like protein homolog (gene Rilpl). Gene Ontology annotation, cellular component: cytoplasm; ciliary basal body. Gene Ontology annotation, biological process: cilium assembly. Lineage: Eukaryota; Metazoa; Arthropoda; Insecta; Hymenoptera; Formicidae. The transcript has 7 exons. Gene Ontology annotation, molecular function: protein dimerization activity. The coding region runs from base 396 to 1574 and encodes 392 amino acids. The record is from RefSeq and is a predicted model, not a curated record.